CCUCUGACAACUCCAUGCUGCAUCAUCCUCUUCCCAGCCCCCAUCAAACCCCUAUUCUUCUGUGUUUUAUUCUUCGUCUUUCCAUUUGCCCCGAAGCCGCCUACCGUUGGUCUGAUUCGACGAGAAGGGAAAUUGUCUGCCACACCAUGGACGAGAAAUCCGCCUACAAGUUCGACAAGCUCGGGAGGCCCGCACACGCAACGAUGAGGCCCUACGCUCGGCCCACGCGCAGGUUGAGACCGCUUCUGAUCACGGCCCUCGUGGUCUUGUGCUUCUACUACUACGUGCGACCAGCUACACCCUUCGGCAUCCUCCCCCAGGUUGCUAGGCUCGCCUCGGCGCAUGACGCAGAUGUGCAGAAGGCCAUGGCGGCGAGCACCAAAACCCUCGUCCCGUUCGAGGCCCACAUCAUGUCGAAAUGUCCGGAUGCCAGGGACUGCCUUAGGAUGCUGAUCCUCCCUACUAUGCAGCGCGUCUUCGAUAAGGUCAACUUCACCCUGUCGUACAUUGGGACGCCCACGGCCAAUGAUGGUGUGGAUUGCAAACAUGGUCCCGAAGAAUGCCUUGGAAACAUCAUGCUGCUCUGCGCAGCCUCCCUAUAUCCCGACCCCAAGAUAUACCUAGGCUUCUCGAUGUGCCUGAUCAAGGAUUACGAGGACAUACCCCAGAGAAGUCUGAUCGAGGACUGCGCUCUCGAGCACGCUAUUGACUUCGAAAAGCUGAGCGACUGUGCAGACCAGGACGACGGCGCAUUUGGUCUGGACAUGCUGAGGAGCAGUGUUCGGAGAAGCGCAGAGGCCGGCGUCACCAAGAGCUGCACGGUACGGGUGAAUGAGGAGAUUUACUGCAUCAGGGAUGACGGAGAGUGGUCAGAUUGUCCCCGAGGGCCCGAAGUCAACGACUUGGUUCUUGAGAUUGAGAAGCAGUACCGCUCUUCUUGAGCGGCUCGAAUACUUCUGUCCAUAACUCGCUAGCCUCACCGAGCGUAUAGCUUAACGAUACCGAAUCCAUACCCUUGUCCUG
Cryphonectria parasitica EP155 is the source of this 1023-nucleotide messenger RNA. RefSeq lists its product as uncharacterized. The record is from RefSeq and is a predicted model, not a curated record. The coding region runs from base 147 to 941 and encodes 264 amino acids. The transcript is spliced from 3 exons. Gene Ontology annotation, molecular function: oxidoreductase activity, acting on a sulfur group of donors, disulfide as acceptor. NCBI's taxonomy places the organism in Eukaryota, Fungi, Ascomycota, Sordariomycetes, Diaporthales, Cryphonectriaceae.